UAGAGCGACGCAGCGGGGCGCCCCGCCCCGCCCUUUUUAACUGCCGCCACGCUGCCCUAAAAUCGGUCCUAUGUUCCGCCCCUUUACUGCCCUUUUCAACUGCCGUCAAAGUGCCCUAAAAUCGGUCCUAUGCUCCGCCCCGUUACUUCGCAUUAGCCUCAAAUUUGCAUAAUCACCUAGCGCGUGUCGUAUCGAUUCAGCAGCCUGUUGUAUACAUAGGCGAUAAUUACGUCACGGAGCGUGAACACACUACAGGUCACAUGUUGUGUAAUGAUUAAAUUAUGUCAGCGUUAUAAUGAUGUACGGAGAUUUGAUUGAAAGUUGUAAUUGGGAUCAAGGGAUUACGACUAAUUGUAUAAAUUAAUACAAAUAAAAGGACUUUGAUCGGUGAUAAAUACGCAAAAUUAAACAUUGAUUAGAAUCAAAAUAUUGCCGUGUUUGUAACGCUAUUAAAGAGACAAUGGAUUACGGUGCUGAAAACAAAAAGUGAUGAGACAACUCAGGCUACCGAGGCUGUAUUCGAUCCAGCUCCUGUGCGUCAAGAAGAAUGCCAGCCACCAGUAUCAACAACUUCAACACCAAAACAACGGAAAACGCUGAAAGCUAAACACAAGAUUGGCUUUGAAUCUGCAUGGACAUUGACCAGACCUUGGUUAUACAGCAAACACGAAUCGGAUAGCAAUGGGUCGUAUGAAGUAAUGUACUGUCGUCUGUGCCAGAAACACAAAACAAAGGGGCUCAACGGUAGUGAGGUUUGGUCACAAAUAGGCUGUCGCAGUCUCAGGCUUGAUAAAGUUACAACACAUGAAAACUCGGACCAGCAUCAGUCAGCAGUGAAACUAGAGACCGAGAGUCAGUUAAGUAUUGAACAGUCUUUCAGUGAUAGGACUCCAUUAAAUGAAAAAGAAUUUGAAGCCGUAGUUUGUGCUACAAAAGUGGUUCAUUUUCUUGUAAAACACAAUAUUCCACACACAACAGUUUAUGAGGAAUUUAUUAAGUUUGCAGUGGAGGAACUAAAAAGCCCAAUUCUUGCUAAUCUGUCUCGCAGCAAGAAUGCGAAGUAUACAAGUCAAACCACCGCUGAUGAACUUCUUUCUGCUAUGUCACAGGAUAUUGAGGAAACAUUAAGAAAGCGCGUCACAUCUAGUCCAGCAUACUCAGUUAUGACAGAUGAAGCAACAGACAUUGCCAAUAGGAAACAUCUGGCCUUUUGUGUAAAAUAUGUAGAUUCUGAAACAGGUGAUGUGAAUGUGGACUUUAUUAAAGAUGUUCAGGUUGAUGAUGGAAAGGCAGAGACAAUUUUCAGUGAAACCAAGGUGCUUGUUGAGGAAGAUCUGAAGUUUGAAUCAUUUGUAGGCUUUGGUAGUGAUGGAUGCAACACAAUGGUCGGGAAAAAAUCUGGUGUGUCAACCCGUUUGAAGGAAAUUAAACCGGACCUUAUAACUGUACACUGUCACAAUCACAGACUUGCACUUGCAGCCAAGAACAGCUUUGAAUCCAUCAAAGAAUUUAGAGACACUGACGAAGUGCUAUCUGGUGUGUAUAAGUACUACAAAUCUUCAGGUAACCGGACACGAUCACUGGAAAAACUUCAGAACAUUCUAGAUGAAAGUGAUACUAAACGCAUCAAACAAGUGGCACACACCAGAUGGCUGUCCCAUCUUGACGCAGUAACCUCACUCAGGGAUACAUAUCCAGCAGUGCUGAUGGAUUUAGAAAACUGUGAACAAUCCGGAAAUGAUCGUGUAAGGAUAGGUUCUGGGCCAUCUGCUAGUGGACUGAGUAAGAAGUUAAAGUGUUACCAAACUGUGCAUAUUAUUCACUUCCUGUGUGAUGCACUCAGACCUGUCACACAGUUAGCUUUAACAUUUGAAAAGAACAGUGUUGACCUAUCCGUCAUCAAACCACGAAUGGAUGCUGCCGUCAGUACAUUAAGAAAACUUCAAACUUCAGAUGGAAUCAGCUUGAAGAAGGCAGAGAAACUUAUGACAGACUUUAACAUCACCCCGACUGAAGAACAAAUGAACCAUGUGAAACAAGCUGAGCAUAAAUUCAUUGACAAUCUCAUUGAUAACAUUGAAAUGCGUCUAGAGAACAUUGAUAUCAUUGACAGCAUGGCUGUCUUCACUAUGCAGAACACAGAAUGCUUUGCUGGUAAUGAUGAAAUUGAAAUACUGGCCCAUCACUUUGGAUUAGAUAUAGAUCAGUGCCUUCUAGAGUGGGACCAGCUGAAAAAUGUGGUCAGAGACAUUGAUAAUGGUAACAUUGACUGUCCCUCCUCUUUAGUAAAGACAAUUAGCAGUUUGAAAAACACUGCUGGUGACAUCUUCCCUUCCAUUGAAAAAAUGUGUGCAGCUGCAGCUGUCCUUCCACUCAGCACUGCUGAAGUUGAACGAGUUUUUUCAGAUGUGAAUAGAACAGUGACUGAUAUAAGGAAUCGUUUGAAGGUUGAAACAACAAACAAACUGUUGCUAGUUCACAAAGGUGACAAAUACCUUGACUUUGAAAGAACAGUCAGAUUGUGGCAUAAGCAGAAGCCCCGUAGAAUUAAUAUUUAAGUUAAAGACUGCUGAAAACUAGCUGAAUUACUUGAUAUGACUGUAUCUGUCCUUGAAUACUGAUAAAAUGUGUGACAAUUUAACUGUUUUCACUUUAUGAGCUUGUGAAUUUUUAUGAAUAUUCUAAGCUUUGCACAUUUAGCUUACCACUCUGUCUUUAAAUUUUGCUAAAUUUAAGGGUUUUGACAAUUGACUGUUUUUACCAGAAAAUACUCUCAAUAUUGUCCAAUUAUCUGGAAGUUUUCACAGUAUCACAGUGCUUUUUGUAUGAUUUUUCAAAAUAAGUCACUAAAGGGAGAUAAUAGAAACAUUGUUAAGUUAAAUGAUAACAUAUUUGUUUGUAUCUGUAUCAUAAUGUGUACUAUAUGUAAAUAAUUCUUUUGAUGUUUUGCAGUACAUUUAAAUACUUUAAAGAACUAGCAGAAUUAAGGUUUUCACUUAAGUAUCACAGUGCUGUUUGUAUACAUGUACUUUUUCAAAACAAAGUUACUAAAUGGAGAUAAUAGAAACAUUUGCAAGUCAAAUAAGUUAGUCAGUUAAGUUGAAUGAUAACAUAUUUGAUUGUUAUUAUGUGUACUAUAUGUAAAUAAUUCUGUUGAUGUUUUGCAGUACAUUCUGAAUACUUUUCACUGAAAUAUUGAAGACAAAAUUGAUACAGCUAAUUUCAUCACAAUUAGAAUUGCUAGAUUACAUUAUAUGAAUGCUAAUUUUGCAAAAGAUAUGAAAUUAUUCAACUGAUUAAAGAAAUGAACUGUAUAA
Mercenaria mercenaria is the source of this 3317-nucleotide messenger RNA. RefSeq names its product zinc finger protein 862-like. Gene Ontology annotation, molecular function: protein dimerization activity. The record is from RefSeq and is a predicted model, not a curated record. Bases 699 to 2558 code for a protein of 619 amino acids. The transcript is spliced from 2 exons. NCBI's taxonomy places the organism in Eukaryota, Metazoa, Mollusca, Bivalvia, Venerida, Veneridae.